UCGCCAGUCGAUAUUGUGUCUGUGUGUUAUCAGUGACAAGUUUGGUGUCAGAAGCAUGGCGCCUUUCGUGAUUACUUGAAACGUCGGACUCUUAAUUGGAAUUAAUCGAAUAAACGUGCAUAAUUUUUAGCAACAGAAAUUGGCUUUUGAAGAAUAUAUCGGUCGUCACGCAUCCGUGAAAUAAUCGACGAAGUACGUCGUAUAAUUGGAUCUUCAAAGUACACAGGAGAACGAUAACCUCGAACAAUGGACGAAACCUAUUUUGAUGAAGGUCCAGCGGGAAAUUUCGAAACAGCAACACUCGAAAUUACCAAAGACCUGGACGAAAAUGAACUCCAUAAGUCGAAUUCUGUGCCUGAUGGAAUCAAUGGUACGCGAAGAAACAUGGAAAACCAAGAUAAUGCAUCAAAUCAAAUUCCAAUGUCAAAGAACGUUUCCAAUAUUCCUUUCAAGCAUAUAGAUAUACGUUCCUUUUUUGUGGAUAGAAACGAAGUUGUAGAAAGAGCUAUAAAAGAUUGCCAAGAUAGUUUGAUAAACGAAGAAGAAAAGGACAUAGUUGGGAGCUGGCUCUUGACCGAAAUAAGCUUAUGGGAUAUUGAGAAGGAAAGACUUAUAGUACUUACCAAGAAAGCUCUCUACUCUGUAAAAUACGACUUUAUUUCCUUAAAAAUACUUGAGUAUAAUAGAGUACCUUUAUCGCAAAUCGAUACUCUAAUUUCGGGUGAACUGAUUUAUCCAUCUUCGUCUUUAACUCCACGAUUAAGUGGAUUGGCAGAGGGCAUGUCAUCAAUGUUUAAUUGUGCAGUUCGUCAAGAGUGGUCUUCUCUUGUCUCUUGUACCGGUCUAGCACAAUUUGAAUCUAGGAAAAGAUACAUAUCUGGAAUAAGACUAAUGUGGAACAAGGGUAAUCCAUUACCACUAAGCAAAAAAUGGAAUCCAUUUGUAAAAGAUAUACCAUGGCUCACAUACACCAGCCAUCCAUUAUUUUGGCAUAAAGGAUCAGAAGCAGACAAAGCGAAAUUUGACGUUGAUGGUUUGCAUUCGUCGAUUGUAGGUUUAUUGUCAUCGGAAUGUGUCAUAAGACCUGGCGCUAUUAUCGUAGAAAAUUAUUUUGGUUUAGGUGCUUUAGUACACAACAGAAACGGAUUAGGUUUCUUCAAGAUUCGGGGUAAAAUUAGCUUUUAAAGAUUGUGGUUACAGAUUUAUAAUUUCUCUUCAAUUUAUCAUAGAAAUUUCCAUUUCAAUUCCUAAUCUUCAUAUAUCUAUUUGCAAAAUUUACAGUAUUUAUAAAGAAGUUUCAAAAACUUAUAACGAUAUAAGUAUAGUUUAAGUAGAGAAACUUCUCUACAGAUUUAUAUUUAUUUAAUCCUAUUUAAUUAUUUGCUUAUAUCGCAUGCAUACAGAGCGUGCCAUAACUUGUAGAAACCCACUUUAACGGAAGGCCGGAUUAAAGCUUUCGAGGUGUGGGUCUGAGGAACGAUUCGAAGCUCCCUUGAAAAGUGGAGGAUAGCGGGAUUUGUAGGUAUUUUUAAAAGCGGAAGCGUCGUUUUAAAAAACUCUUUCAUCCUGUUUUUCUCCGAAAGUCACUUAUAACCCGGAAAGUUAAACAAAUUUUUUCAUUUAAGUAUUUAUAAGCAUUUAUUUUGUUAUUUGAAAAAGUGAGGUCCCUUGAAGAAUGGGGCCCGAGACUAUAGCUUCCCCCUUAAUUCGUGUCUUCUUCAGCGGCGUAUGAGGGCUACGAAAACAACGAUAAGAAGUCGCAGUUACUUACGUUAGAACUCAGGAACAAGAUCGAACAAGGUACACGCUCAUUCUUUAUUGUUUUUAUUCUCCAUAUGUCGCUGAAGGUAUCCUACGUGUUACGAAGCAUUCCGAAUAUUAUAAAAAGUUUUAUUAUCUAAAAUCGUACCGUACCUGGUUGAUACGAACUUAAAAAUAAGUGUGUAUGCAUGUACAGUGGUGUGUGUUUAGCCGUAAUAAUUACGUAUGUAGAGUUGUGGUUAGAUUAGGAGGUCUCUGGAAUUGUUGGCUCGGAGCGAGCCUUGGCGUUAUCUUCAAGGUUGUGCCAUAAUUAAUGCAGUACAGCGACAAAUCCGACCAACCAACCGACAAAAGGUUGUUGUUUUAUAUUACCUGUUUAGUUACGAACUAUACAUUUUAGGAUUUGUACCGAAAAAAACUUCUUACAAGCUUUCUAUGACGAAGUCUAAGUCUAAGAAAAAAGGUUGUAGUUCCUAACUAAUUUUAUUAAUUUCUCGUUAUGCAUUCGCUAAUGUAAACAUUUAUAUUUUUUUUUCUACGAUAAUAUUUGCUUGAAUCGAAUUGUGCCACGAAUGUAUUAUGUAUGAACGAGUGAUACAAAUCGGUAUUAACACGACAGAAAAGAAACGAAGGACAUUCCAUGAUCGUAUUUAGAUUGGCAACGCGUGGCUGUGCAGUUUGUUAUUUAUUGUAUGUAUACACAAUUUUGCGAAGUUAUUAAUUUCCCGAAGUGCAUGAACGACCUAUUUUAUGAAAUAGAUGGAUGGAAAAGUAUAAAAAUCGUGUAUUAGCGGAUAAGGAAUGGGAAAAAGUAGCAGAACAUAUGCUUUGCGCUCUCAGCUAACUAAAUAAUACAGUAGGAUAACAAUAUUUAUUGUAAACCAGGAAAAAUAAUAAUCUGAACUUCAGUGUCGAUGUAAAUAUGGCGUCGGCGAAACAAGUUGUCAGCAACCCCAAGAUAACUUGUUUUUUUUAUUAGUUGCGGGUGUUUUUCACUUGCGAUUGUUUCUUAUUUUCUUUUACUGUUUUGUGAUAAGAGGGAUCAGAUCUCGUUUCUCUGCUUUUUCAAUUACAGAACGCGUAACCUAACAAUGCUGCAAUUAAACAAA
This is a messenger RNA of Colletes gigas, 2870 nucleotides long. Its product is annotated as tumor protein p63-regulated gene 1-like protein. The record is from RefSeq and is a predicted model, not a curated record. NCBI's taxonomy places the organism in Eukaryota, Metazoa, Arthropoda, Insecta, Hymenoptera, Colletidae. The coding region runs from base 247 to 1185 and encodes 312 amino acids. The transcript is spliced from 6 exons. Gene Ontology annotation, cellular component: cytoplasm.